Molecule: messenger RNA, 3037 nt
Organism: Leptopilina boulardi
Lineage: Eukaryota; Metazoa; Arthropoda; Insecta; Hymenoptera; Figitidae
Gene: Scr
Product: homeotic protein Sex combs reduced
Exons: 2
Coding region: 1049-2140 (363 amino acids)
Biological process (GO): anterior/posterior pattern specification; regulation of transcription by RNA polymerase II
Cellular component (GO): nucleus
Molecular function (GO): DNA-binding transcription factor activity, RNA polymerase II-specific; RNA polymerase II cis-regulatory region sequence-specific DNA binding
Source: RefSeq, a predicted model, not a curated record
CCGCCAAGACUCUCUCAGAGAGUUCAGUCGUUCAGUGAGUUAUACGAGUUGUGUCCGGGUUCUCCGGCAAAGGAUUCUCCAUUUUUUAUUUUUUUUUUUUUAAACAGAAAAACUCUCUUCGGCAACAGGUUUUGAAUUUAUGGGACAAUAAAGAGUGUGCGGUGUAGUUCUCCCCCUUUUUUUUUUUUAGUCUUCUUCCACAAAAGGAAAAGGAGGCUAUCAAACUCUCAUAAAACUGUCAGCCGCGACGACUUAUGCGCGUCCCUUUUCCAGGUUUUUUUUGAAAAUGAUACCAAAAGACGAUGAUUUUUGAAAAAUGGUGGGGAAGAAGCGUGCGCGAUCAGAAAUAGCGGAAGACUGACGUUUAAAGAGCGGCUAAAAGAAGAAGAAGAAGAAAAAAAGAGCCCUCCUCUCCCCCCCCCCGAAAAACGGAAUACUUCUCCAUUAGCUAUCCCCACUCUUCAACACACACACAACCCCUCUCAUCCCUUGUGACGGCUGAAGAGAACGGGGUUGAAGAAUCCACCGCGGCAGCAAGAGAGACCAAUCAAGGUUUGACGAACGGCGGGGAUUGGUCGGUGCUCCUGACACGCAGCGCGGCACGUGACAGCUACCGCACCGGUCUUCCAAGGAUCGCGAGGUUCAGUACGAUAUCACCUUCCUACGUGUACGCACCGUGAUUAUAAAAAAAAUAAUUUCCCUAUUGAAACAAAAAAUAAAUCCCGCCAUCUUUUCAUAAUUCUGAAUGGAGCGCGCCAAUAGGCCCGCACGAUGGGCCCCCAUAAGAUCAUAAAGAAGCAGAAGACAGUUUUAUAGCCCUCGGCCCACGUGGCGCUCGUAAACUAAACCCGGUUCUGCCUCUCUCUCUAUUAGUCAGAUCCUCAAAAAAGGACCCCUUCGAUUAUCGUUUUAUUAAUAAAAAAAAAAAUCCACCCAAGUGAAUUGAGGAUCAGUGUAAAAGUGAUGCCUUCCCUGCGAAGGACUUCUUGUGAUUUCUAAAUAUAUUUGUGUUUUUUUUUUUUUUUUGUGGAAAAAAUCAUCAAUAAAAAUGAGUUCCUAUCAGUUUGUCAAUUCAUUAGCUUCAUGCUAUGUGAAUCAACAACCCCAACAACAGCCACGGCCGACGCCGAAUUCACCUGGUGAACCACUACAAGCAUCAUCGCCUGCCGGUGCCGAUUAUUAUAAUCCAAAUGCAGCGACAAGUAGUUAUCCCACCCCUUGCUAUUCCCCACAACAUUAUCCUCAACAUCCUUAUGCAACACCUGCUGGUGGUAUACAACAUUCAGCACCAACGGGAAUGAUAGACUACACUCAAUUACAACCUCAACGAUUAAAUUCCGUUACAUCAAAUCAACAACAUGGAUUACAAAAUCAACAUCAUCAUAGUCAACUUCAUGUUGAUCCAACGGCACCAUUAUUACAAGCGGUAUCAGCGGCCGCAGUGGCGUCAUCAACGUCAAGUUGUAAAUACGCUGAUUCAACAUCGUCGACGAGUGUUGCAUCGCCACAGGAUUUAACAACAUCAACAUCGAGAAAUAGUCCUACACCAAUGAAUACACCUGGUACCAGUAAAGGACCAUCUGGUCAUACAUCAACACCGGGUGGUUCAUCAAGGUCUUCGGCAGCGGCCUCGGCAUCAUCGCCACCAAGUGGUAGCUCACGUGGUUUAGGUGAAGGUAGUUCAACAUUAACAACAGCAUCAUCAGCAUCAUCGCCAGCAAGUUCGACUUCAAGUACAUCGAGCACUGGAAACAAUUCGUCAAAUAAAGCAAAUACAAGUGGAGGAAAUCCACCUCAAAUUUAUCCCUGGAUGAAGAGGGUUCACAUUGGUCAAAGUACUGUAAACGCGAACGGUGAAACGAAACGACAGAGGACAUCGUACACGAGGUAUCAGACCCUGGAGCUUGAAAAGGAGUUUCACUUUAACCGCUACCUGACGAGGAGAAGGCGCAUCGAGAUCGCACACGCCCUAUGCCUCACUGAAAGGCAGAUUAAAAUCUGGUUUCAAAAUCGUCGUAUGAAGUGGAAGAAGGAACACAAAAUGGCGAGCAUGAAUAUUGUACCGUACCAUAUGUCGCCCUAUGGUCAUCCAUACCAAUUUGCCCCGCAUCCCGGUCAGUUUGCCCAUUUGGCCACAUAGGACGAGUUCUCGCCCGCCGAGCUCGGAGCACACGCUGUCCGGUUUCCUGGGAUGUACGGCGAGCAGAAUUUCUAGGCUUUCAAUUCUUUCAAAUUUUUUUUUGAAAAAAAAAUCACUUCAAAAAUAUUUCCAAAAUGAGUACUUUAAUUCGUUCAAUUUUUUACAAAAAAAAAAAAAAAAAAAAUAUGUAACGAAAAUAAUUUCUUCAUCUAUAGGGUUUCGUGACUUUUAAAAUUCAGAUUAAAAAUUAGUUGCUAUGGAAACUAUUGCUAUGGACCUAUUCAAACGGUUGCUAUGAUAAAGGUUGUUAUGUAAAAAAAUUGCUAUGGUAACGGUUACUAUGGAAACCGUUGCUAUGGACCUAUUGAAACGGUUGCCAUAUGAAAACGGUUAUCAUGGAAACAGUUGCUAUGGUAACGGUUACUAUGGAAACGGUUGCUAUGGAGUGUUGUUAUGAUAACGGUUGAUAUGGAAACGGUUAUCAUGGAAACUGUUGCUAUGGACCUAUUGAAACGGUUAUCAUGGAACUAUGGAAACUGUUGUUAUGGUUGCUAUGGAAACGGUUAUCAUGGAAACGGUUGCUAUGGAAACUGUUGCUAUGGACCUAUUGAAACGGUUAUCAUGGAAACAAUUGCAAUGGAAACUGUUGUUAUGGUAACGGUUGCUAUGGAAACUGUUGUUAUGAUAACGGUUGCUAUGGAAACGGUUAUCAUGGAAACUGUUGCUAUGGACCUAUUGAAACGGUUAUCAUGGAAAAAAUUGCAAUGGAAACUGUUGUUAUGGUAACUGUUGCUAUGGAAACUUUUUGUUAUGCUAACGGUUGCUAUGGAAACGGUUAUCAUGGAAACGGUUGCUAUGGAAACUGUUGCUAUGGAAACUGUUGCUAAGGACCUAUUG